Messenger RNA from Nicotiana attenuata, 1469 nucleotides. Its product is annotated as 8-hydroxygeraniol dehydrogenase-like. The record is from RefSeq and is a predicted model, not a curated record. Gene Ontology annotation, molecular function: zinc ion binding; cinnamyl-alcohol dehydrogenase activity. Gene Ontology annotation, biological process: lignin biosynthetic process. Bases 122 to 1201 code for a protein of 359 amino acids. The transcript has 5 exons. Lineage: Eukaryota; Viridiplantae; Streptophyta; Magnoliopsida; Solanales; Solanaceae.
GGGCCAGGCAAGCUUAUAAAUAUGGAUACCAAACGGCCACAUGAAUUUAACUUAUGCACAUUUUUUCUGUUUUGUUUUCUGAUUUUUUAGGUGACUCUCUAACUACACUUUUGGAGAAAAAAUGGCGAAAUCCCCAGAAACUGAGCACCCAAUCAAAUCCUUUGGAUGGGCUGCCUAUGACACAUCUGGUGUUCUUUCUCCUUUCAACUUUUCAAGAAGGGCUACAGGGGAGAAUGAUGUGCAGUUCAAAGUGCUGUAUUGUGGAAUUUGUCACUCAGAUCUUCAUAUGCUCAAGAAUGAGUGGGGCAAUUCCAAGUAUCCUAUUGUGCCCGGGCACGAGAUUGUGGGCGUGGUAACUGAGGUAGGUAGCAACGUCGAGAAAGUUAAAAUUGGUGACAAAGUAGGUGUUGGGGUACUUGUCGGAUCGUGUCAAAAAUGUGAAAAUUGUACCAAUGACCUCGAACAAUAUUGUCCUAGCCACAUUGCCACAUAUAGUACAACUUACUAUGAUGGAACCACAACAUAUGGAGGUUACUCAAAUCUCAUGGUUACUGAUCAGCAUUUCGUGGUUCGUUGGCCGGAGAAUUUGCCAGCGGAAGCUGCUCCGUUGUUAUGUGCUGGAAUUACAACAUAUAGUCCUUUGAAAUAUUUUGGACUUGACAAGCCUGGAUUGAACAUUGGUGUUGUCGGACUUGGUGGACUUGGUCAUAUGGCUGUGAAAUUUGCUAAGGCUUUUGGUUGUAAGGUUACUGUGAUCAGUACUUCGGUUAAUAAGAAGGAUGAAGCUAUUGAACGUCUUGGUGCUGAUUCUUUCUUGCUCAGUCGUGAUCCUGAACAAUUGCAGGCUGCAGCAAGCACAUUGGAUGGAAUAAUAGACACAGUUUCAGCAGACCAUCCUAUUCUUCCAUUGCUCAAUAUACUAAAACCUCAUGGAAAGCUUGUAGUGGUUGGUGCACCACCAAAACCACUUGAGUUGCCAGUUUUUCCCAUAAUUAUGGGGAGGAAAAUAGUUGGAGGAAGUAUUAUUGGAGGAAUGAAAGAGACACAAGAGAUGCUUGAUUUUGCAGCAAAGCAUAAUAUAAUACCAGAUGUUGAGAUUGUUGCAAUGGAUUAUGUGAACACUGCCUUGGAACGACUUCUCAAAUCGGAUGUCAAGUAUCGUUUUGCGCUUGAUGUUGGGGAAACAUUGAAAGCUGAUUAAGAGUAAUUAGCGUGCGAGCAAGCUGGUCCGAACACUAUUAAGAAAUAAAGUAUUUUAUAUUUUGCGAGAAACUUGAAGAGUUUAUUUAUGGUUUAUUUAGUAGAUUUUGGCGAUUAUGUAGUAUUGCAUAUCUCAUAUCUGUCUUUUCCCCUUAAUCCUUGAAUUAUAUAUGUGUCAUUUGCCAGACUGUUGAUGGCUGAAAUUUGACUUCUGUGUUGUGGUUUUACCUCGAACUAUGAUAAUGGUAUACCUGGGGUCUUUCUAACAA